Molecule: messenger RNA, 1242 nt
Organism: Chanos chanos (milkfish)
Lineage: Eukaryota; Metazoa; Chordata; Actinopteri; Gonorynchiformes; Chanidae
Gene: lpxn
Product: leupaxin
Exons: 9
Coding region: 1-1242 (413 amino acids)
Biological process (GO): heart development; muscle structure development; actin cytoskeleton organization
Cellular component (GO): Z disc; filamentous actin; adherens junction
Molecular function (GO): muscle alpha-actinin binding; actin binding
Source: RefSeq, a predicted model, not a curated record
AUGGAUGAGCUUGAUACACUCUUGGAAGAGUUGGCUCAAAGUUCCAGUAAAGGUUCUCAAACUCCUGUCCCCCCCAAGACCUUGGCGAUAGCCCCCAGACAUGAAGCAUCUAGUGUCGGAUGUGGACAGGGCAACAUCUCAGCUUCUGCUGUUAAGACAAGACAGGACUCAAUAAAAAAUGUAUACAAUGAAUUACCAGCUCCAGUGCAGGCAGAUGUCAUGAGCCCGGGCACAGCGUCACGUGAGCUGGACUCUAUCAUGAAUGAACUGCUUGGUUUGGGUCUCGGGAUUCCAGAACAGGCCUCCUCGUCGGUCCCGCCACCUCUUGUUCAGAAGUCGGGAAAAGAGAAAACGAGAGAGGACAAGAAAAAUACGGAUGACAAAGGGCCAAAGGGAGACAGCAACGCUGCGAAGAACCCGGAGCCUGACCCCGAGAAAGCCAAGCCGCCCAAAAGCGUGGAUGCCAUAGAUGAUCUGCUGGGAUCCCUUAGCUCCGACAUGGAGAAAAUGGGCGUGCGUACGGCAGCAAAGGGCCAUUGUGCGUCCUGUGGCAAGUGCAUCGCCGGGAAGAUGAUUACAGCCCUGGGGCAGGUGUGGCAUCCGGAACAUUUCGUCUGUGUCGCAUGUCACGUGGAACUGGGGACCAGUGGAUUCUUUGAGAGGGAUGGUCGAGCGUACUGUGAGAAAGACUACCAGGACCUCUACUCUCCGCGUUGUGCCUACUGCAAGGGGCCCAUUCUACAGAACAUUCUGACUGCCAUGGACCGCACAUGGCACCCGGAACACUUCUUCUGCACACACUGUGGAGAACUCUUUGGAAAUGGUGGGUUUUUAGAGCGUGAAGGGAAGCCAUACUGCACAAAGGACUUCUACCUUCUUUUUGCACCCAAAUGUUCUGGCUGCGGGCAACCAGUUCGCGAGAACUACCUUUCCGCUGCCAACGGCACCUGGCACCCUGACUGCUUUGUCUGCGCGGACUGUCUGAAGCCUUUUGCAGAUGGAUGUUUCUUGGAGCUGAAUGGUCGUCCCCUUUGUUCCCUUCACUAUCAUUCCCGUCAGGGCAGUCUGUGCGGGGGAUGCGAGAAGCCCAUCACUGGGCGUUGCAUCUCUGCCCUGGAUCGCAAGUUCCAUCCGGAGCAUUUUGUUUGUGCCUUCUGCCUUCGGCAGCUCAGUCAGGGUGUUUUCAAGGAGCAAGGUGGAAAACCGUACUGCUCCGUCUGCCACACUAAACUGUUUCUGUGA